AUGUCAGAUCCCUUUCUCUACAGCUAUCCCUCGCCAUUAGAAGGAUACGAGAACCUCCCACCUCUCCCCAACGAGCUCAACGACGACGGCAAAUCGUUCAAGAACCCGGACAACGGCGGCGUCCUCAGCAAGUCCUAUCAAAGGUUCACAUCUGGAAUCACCAACGGCCGCCGCGCCGGGUUCGACGUCCACAUCUACUACCACACCAACAGCGCGGAACAGACUCAGUACGCGAAAGCGCUGUGGGAGCGAAUCCGGAGGGAGUUUCCUGAAUUGAGAAUAUACAAGGUCUGGGACCGCCCCGUCGGCCCUCACACCAUGGCCAUGUUUGAGGUCAACAUCUUUACGCCGGCGCAGUUUGGCGCGUUCAUACCUUGGCUGGUCAUCAACAGAGGGCCCCUGUCGGCCCUGGUGCAUCCGAACACCGAGGACGGUGAUGAAUUGCGAGCUCAUAGUCAGCGGGCGACGUGGCUGGGUGAGCGGGUGCCGCUUGAUUUGGGGGUUUUGAAGAAACUUCAGGAUAAACGGCGUGCUGAGGCUGAGACUACGACUACUGGUACUACUAGUAGCGAACAGCAAGGGAAUGGGACGGCGGCAUGA
This is a messenger RNA of Exophiala dermatitidis NIH/UT8656, 600 nucleotides long. Its product is annotated as DOPA 4,5-dioxygenase. The record is from RefSeq and is a predicted model, not a curated record. The transcript is spliced from 2 exons. Bases 1 to 600 code for a protein of 199 amino acids. NCBI's taxonomy places the organism in Eukaryota, Fungi, Ascomycota, Eurotiomycetes, Chaetothyriales, Herpotrichiellaceae.